UGCUGGAAACAAGGAGCAAGUUCUUUUCUCAGUGUCUUUGCUUCCCAAUGCCUCUCCAAAAGCUCUCGGCAUUCAUUGAUGCCAUCUGCAGGUUUGUCAUCUGCAAUGACUCCUCCCUCCGUGGGCAAACAGUCAUCUUCAACCCUGACUUCUUUGUGGAGAAGUUGCGGCAUGAGAAGCCCGAAGUGUUCACAGAGCUGGUGGUCAGCAACAUCACCAGGCUCAUCGACCUGCCGGGAGCAGAGCUGGCCCAGCUGAUGGGGGAGGAGGACCCCAAGCUGCCUGGUGGCAUUGGCACAGCCUCUGGAUUCUUUCGGUCCCUAAUGUCUCUGAAGCGUAAAGAUAAAGGAGUGGUGUUUGGCUCCCCGCUGACCGAGGAGGGCAUCGCCCAGGUCUCGCAGCUCAUCGAAUACCUGCACAAGCAUCUGCGAAUGGAGGGCUUGUUUCGAGUGCCAGGGAACAGUCUCAGGCAGCAGAUCCUGAAGGAUGCCCUGAACAACGGGGCCGAUAUUGACCUGGAAUCGGGGGAUUUUCACUCCAACGAUGUGGCCUCUCUGCUGAAGAUGUUCCUGGGUGAAUUACCUGAGCCCCUGCUGACACACAAGCACUUCCAAGCCCACCUCAAAAUUGCAGGCCUGAUGCAGUUUGAUGACAAGGGGAACAAGAGCAGCACACCAGAUAAGGAGCGGCAGAUCGAAGCCCUGCAGCUGCUCUUCCUGAUCCUCCCCCCGCCCAAUCGCAACCUGCUCAAGCUGCUGCUGGACCUGCUCUACCAAACGGCCAAGAAACAGGACAAGAACAAGAUGUCUGCCCACAACCUGGCUCUCAUGUUUGCACCCCACAUCCUGUGGCCCAGAAAUGUGACAGCGAACGACCUGCAGGAGAAUAUCACAAAGCUGAAUGACGGCGUGGCCUUCAUGAUCAAACACUCGCAGAAACUCUUCAAGGCUCCGGCAUACGUUCGUGAAUGUGCCAGGCUGCACUACCUGGGGUCCCGAGUGCAUGCUUCAAAGGACGACCUGGAUUUGCUGACAUCUGCUGGGUCCAAGGACCUCCAGCCCCUGAAGUCUCAGAAGCGGAGUAGGCUGGAUCCGUCUCACCAGGAGGAGACGCAGCAGCGCACGGAGGAGGCGCUGAAGGAGCUCUUCCACCACAUCCACAGCAUGCCAGACUCUGCUAAAAAGAAAAAGCUCAUCCGGCAGUUCCAUAAGCAUCCCGGCACUCUCACUCCUGGGCCCGAUGCACCAACACCCCCGGUACAGAGGCGCACCCGCUCCCGCUCCUUCAGUGGCCUCAUCAAGCGGAGGAUGCUGGGGAACCCACUGAUCUCGGAAAGGAAAAGCAGGGACUCCACACCGGAAUCGAAGGGAGCCAGCAAAGAGAACCUCCACCUGUUACAGAGACUGCCUGAAUCUUCAGCAAGUCAUGGCACCCGAGCAAAGCUGAAAUUGUCUGAGGGCAGGAAAGAGGACUCCCUUAAACAUUGCCAGGCCCUUGCGCCUUUCACCAAGGAGCCAACCAUCUGAGCAACCAGGCACCAGCCUGUGUGUGCGGCAGACGUCUGGACUUGUAAGCUGUGAAUAAUGCCUGCUGCAUCUCAAGCUGUGAGAGGACUGAGUGCCGCAGCCUCCGGCGAUCCCUCUAACCCAGCUCACUGGGGCUUGGCUUGCAACGAGGCCUGCUGCGAGCAUAGUGAGGACUCUGACUUCCACAUGUUAAUAUGGGCAAACCACUAUCUAACCAAGCACCUGCAGGGUGUCUGACCCUGGGUCUGAGGAAGGGCCAGAGAGCCUGUUGGAAGAAGGCAGGAACUUUGUAUUCACUGGUUUUGUUCAGUGCUCCGGGUUCUCUCUCUCUGAGCUUUUAACACAUUUGUCUUGUUUUUACCCUGUGCCUCCAUCAACAACGAGAACGGUCAGCCGCUUCCCAGCAGCUAACUCUGUCUUACUAGCUCUUGUGCAGUGCUCUCUCCAUGCGGGUAUUGAUGAGUGGGGAGGAUGGCUGCAGUAUCACAAAUCUCCAGCCCCAGGGCUCAUUUCUGCCUUCCUGACAGGCUGCAUGCUGGCUUGGCCAUGUCAGCCCCUGUGCAACUAUGGGAGUAGGAGAAGGGGAAUUGGAAGGUGACAUCUUCAUGUCAAAUGGCGAAGAAGCAGAUUCCAGAAUAAACUCUCAUCAUCUUGAUGUUAACAGAGCCCCUUAGCUGCAGUCCCUGCUACUUACAGGAUAGUCUGUAGAAAGCACACAGUGAAACCAGCCCCGUGAACAGACUGCGUGGUCUCUAACUAAAGGUCAGACGUAAUUAUAGAGCGAACCUUGAGGAUACUUUAUGUGCUUGUUUAAGCAAGGGCCGUGUCUCAUGCCGGGGAGGUGCUGGAAGGCAGGUUUCACUGCGUCUGGAGUGGAUUGUGUUUCCAUGUGCCUGUCACCUCCCUUUGCUGUGCGUCCUCUCCCAUCAUGGCUGAUUGCCAAGACUUGAGGCAUUGGAAGGUCUGUCUCCUUUCUAAUCAGCCGCCGGCUGCCUGAUUCAUUCAGCAGUGCCGCAGCACCAUGCUUGUCACCUCCCGGUUGUUUCCAUGGUCGAGGUCUCUGGAGGACAAGUAGGGGACAGCUAAUGGCCUUUCACAGUCUCUAUCGAGUGGGUGCUGAGCU
Messenger RNA from Chelonoidis abingdonii (Abingdon island giant tortoise), 2649 nucleotides. Lineage: Eukaryota; Metazoa; Chordata; Testudines; Testudinidae. The record is from RefSeq and is a predicted model, not a curated record.